AUGCCUUUUAUUAUUCCACCACAAUCUGACAAUUGCAUUGCUACUACAGAUACUGUCGAGAAAUUCAACUUGCUUGUUGAGAAAUACAAACAUGUUAUUGACAACGAUGCUACUGCUCGUUGCAUGAUUGGAUUUGCUGCAGCCAGUAUCAUUCAAAAUGACGGCCACAUGGAUUUUUACUCUAUUGAAAGCUGGCUUGAAUCCAUCGGCAUGCCAGCGCCAUCACAAGACCAGCAAGUGUAUGCAUCUGAGGAGGAUGACAGUGUCGACAAGAUUAUGUCUGUCUUGGCACAUACCACAAGCGAAUAUUGCCAAGGCAACCAACUGCUACAUGAUCAAGUUGAAUCAGCGGAUGACGUUCAUGACGAGCUUGCAGCCAUUGAUACAUCGCCCCCACCGCUCAAUCGCUAUGUCAGCCGUGGUCCAUAUACCUCCAACGAUUCAUACCCUACGCAUGUCUACAUUCCUGCCCGUAUUCAUGUCAACCAUCCACUUGGAAAUUUAUUUUUACCAUUGGAGUCUUCCUGCUAA
Messenger RNA from Mucor velutinosus, 531 nucleotides. RefSeq lists its product as uncharacterized. NCBI's taxonomy places the organism in Eukaryota, Fungi, Mucoromycota, Mucoromycetes, Mucorales, Mucoraceae. The record is from RefSeq and is a predicted model, not a curated record. The coding region runs from base 1 to 531 and encodes 176 amino acids. The transcript has a single exon.